Xylona heveae TC161 is the source of this 463-nucleotide messenger RNA. RefSeq lists its product as hypothetical. Bases 97 to 363 code for a protein of 88 amino acids. Lineage: Eukaryota; Fungi; Ascomycota; Xylonomycetes; Xylonales; Xylonaceae. The transcript has a single exon. The record is from RefSeq and is a predicted model, not a curated record.
UCAUCAUCAUUGUCAUCAUUAUCAUCAUAGCACUCUAUAUUAUAGCAAUUUUUCUUCUGCCAGACACCUCAUCGUUAUUAUUAUGUGAUUGACUCAAUGGGUACUGUUUCUAAAUAUGUGAAUGAUAUUGAAGAAAUGGAUAUGAUAUGGAUAUACUAUCCUCGUGUGUAUCAAGUCCAUGGUUCACGACUGAAAUUUGUAUCCCGUGAGAGGAAAAGUGAGAAGAUUAUGAGGAACUCUAGAAAGGACAAAAAAAGGAUAAGAAAGGAUAAGAAAAGGGAAGAACAUGGAAGAGUAUGGAAGAGGGAAGAGGAAGAGAGAAGAGAAGAGGAGAGAGUGUGCGAAGGAGAAAAAAAAAAAUAAAAAAUAAAAAAAAAUACGGCAAGUGAUUGUAGGCAUGAAAAUUGAACACGCUGAGAUGCUGAACGCCGAAGAAAAGAAGUAAUGACUAAGAUAGAAGUUA